Molecule: messenger RNA, 3460 nt
Organism: Patella vulgata (common limpet)
Lineage: Eukaryota; Metazoa; Mollusca; Gastropoda; Patellidae
Exons: 14
Coding region: 170-3373 (1067 amino acids)
Cellular component (GO): extracellular region
Molecular function (GO): chitin binding
Source: RefSeq, a predicted model, not a curated record
UUGAAUAAACGAAGUUUGUUUUUGACAAUAAGAAAAUCGUGUUUGCUUAUUUCUUGAAAAGGAUUAUGUAAAUACAUCGAAAUUCAAUUAAAAGAAGGCAGAAAUAAAAUCUGAGUCAUUCCAUCACCGGUUUUCGACGAAUGCGCGUCCAGGCAGAAAUACGACGAAAAUGAAGGUGAUGUCAUUCAUUUUGCUCCUGGUGAUAAUUGGUGGUGUUACCGUGGAAGGUCGGGACUUGACGCGAGUAGAAAAUCAAAAAGGACAUUUGGUUGUUCAAGGUGUGAUUGAUGCCAUCAGAUCAAAUUGUAUCUUUGCUGGUGACCGUUUGUUUCUAAGACGUCUCGCUAAGGUACAGUCGAACGAUGGCGAGGAUAGCAAUACCUAUAAAGCAGAUUAUCACGGUGGAAUAUGGCAGAUUGACGAAGGCAAAUAUAAUCACACAAAGCGGUGUCCUGGACAUUUAGAGGAUGUCUGUGAUAAGAUCCAAACUAAGCUGAAUAUAAGCUGGCCUUCAACGACAUGGCGAGAUCUUCGUAAACCCCUCUAUUCUGGCCUGUCAGCCUCUCUGUACAUCAUGUCGAAACAAAACAUAUCAUCGAACAUAACAGACGGCUUACCUGGUGGUCGGGGUAAUCAAUCUAUGAUCUGGAAGAAACUGUUUGCUCCAAAUAGAGCCGCUUCAUCCUUUCUCAAUUCUAUCCGUUCAUCUGAUGAAGACAAAAUGUGUACCCGAGCCAUAGAUUUAGCCUUUAUUAUUGACAGUUCUGGCAGUAUUGGAUCCAGCAACUUCAUCAAGAUGAAGCAUUUUAUGACCAAUGUAACGAACGGUUUGGCCAUUGCCAGUGAUAAAACGCAGAUAGCUGUUGUGAAGUUUAGCACGUAUGCUCGACUAGAAUUCGGAUUGAAUAGAUAUUCGGAUCGAGCGAGUGUAGAUCGAGCGAUAAACAGAAUAUACUAUGAUAGAGGGUGGACCAAUACAGCUAGAGGUAUAGAUUAUGCAUCUAAUUACGUCUUUUCUGCUGGAAGAGGCAUGCGAAACAACUCAGUGAAGGUUGCUGUAGUGGUAACCGAUGGGCGAUCUAAUAACCCAAUGUUAACUGCGGCCCAAGCACCAAAACUAAGGGCUAAAGGCGUCAUUAUAUUUUCUAUUGGUAUUGGAAGAGCUUUAGUUGAAGAAUUGGAAGCUAUAUCAUCGGAGCCCAAUUGCACCCAUGUCUUUGUUUUAAAAGAUUUCACAGAAAUUGAAAGCAUCAUAAAUGAAAUACAGAAACGAGCCUGUCGAGCUCAGAUGGUUUUUGAAAACACUCCAACAAGCAAACGAACCAACAUUAAAGAAAAGGUUAUUCCAUUCACUGGCAAUGAAACUGAGGUCAACAUUGUUGUCCCUGCAUUGGAAACGUCCAAUUUACCGCCCAAUUCAACCAACUCCACUACAGUUGUUACAGAUGUAUCUUGUGGUGUGGUGUAUAUCUAUGCGUCAUAUGAUUCAACUCACCCAAGUGAUGCUCUAUAUACCUAUAGUGAUGUAGCCGAGGAAGGGUCAAGGUCGGUUAUGACAGUAAGAGAUGAUUCUGGUCGACCUCUGUAUAUCAGCUACCAUGGUAAAAAAUACAACAUCACCGCCACUAGGAGAAAUGUAGACUGUGAACAUCCUACUAUAAACAGUACAGUCAUGCAGGGCAAAGAACCCGUUAAUGGUGGAUGGACAGAAUAUCAGGAAAUCGGAUUUAGAACUGAGUGCUCGGCUACUUGCGGAUCAGGAACACAGACUCGAAACAUAACCAGAAGGUGUACUAAUCCAGCUCCCUCUAAAUGGGGUAAAGACUGUUCAGGACUCUCAACUACAACAGAGGCUGUUGAAUGUAAUAUACAGCCAUGCCCAGUUGAUGGUGGAUGGUCCAGUUACGCGGAACCCAGAAGGAGAACUCUGUGUUCGGCUACUUGUGGCACCGGAAGUCGAACUCGAACUUUGAUCCGAAACUGCACCAGGCCAGCUCCCUCUAACGGCGGUCUUGACUGCCAAGGCAAUUCCACGAAAACCGACGUUAUAAAUUGUAAUACACAACCAUGUCCAGUUAACGGCGGAUGGUCGGAAUUUGAGGAAUUCGGAAGUAGAACUACGUGUUCGGCUUCUUGCGGAACCGGAUCUCAAACCCGAACUUUGAAUCGAACAUGUACCAACCCAGCUCCAGCUAAUGGUGGUCUAGAUUGUGACGGAGAUUCAACUAAAUCAGAAGUUGUUAAUUGUAACACACAUCUUUGUCCAGUUAAUGGAGGAUGGUCAGAAUAUGAGGAAACCGGAAGUAGAAGUAUGUGUUCGGCUUCUUGCGGAACCGGAUCUCAAACCCGAACUUUGACUCGAACAUGUACCAACCCAGCACCAGCUUAUGAUGGUCUCGACUGUGACGGAGAUUCAACUAAAUCAGAAGUUGUUCAUUGUAACACCCAUCUUUGUCCAGUUAAUGGUGGAUGGUCAGAAUAUGAGGAAGCCGGAAGUAGAACUGUGUGUUCGGCUUCUUGUGGAACCGGAUCUCAAACCCGUACUUUGACUCGAACAUGUACCAACCCAGCUCCAGCUAAUGGUGGUCUAGAUUGUGACGGAGAUUCAACUAAAUCAGAAGUUGUUAAUUGUAACACACAUCUUUGUCCAGUUAACGGUGGGUGGUCCGAAUUUGAAGAAUCCGGAAGUAGAACUGCAUGUUCGGCUUCUUGCGGAACCGGAUCUCAAACCCGAACUUUGACUCGAACAUGUACCAACCCAGCUCCAGCUAAUGAUGGACUAGACUGUGAAGGAGAUUCAACUAAAUCAGAAGUUGUUGAUUGUAACACACAAAUAUGUCCAGGUUGGUCUGAAUUCUCGGAAUGGUCAGAUAAUGAUGAAUGCAACGUCCUCUGUGGCUCCGGCACAAUAGAGCAAAGGAGAUCAAGAACGUGUCGAGGGGGUGUAGGCUGCAUUGGAAGUAGUCAGGAAACCAGAACGGUUGAUUGUAAUACACAUGCUUGUGUCGGUGUACAUGCAUGUCCAAGGAACGUCGUAAGAUAUUUCUCGCAUGCCAGAAACGCCAAGAGAUUUUACCAAUGUGAUAACGGGAUUGCCAAACUUCGCAAAUGCGCACCAACAACCGUCUGGAGUCAAGAUGCCCUGACCUGUAUUUUUGAGAACGUUCCUGUUCCACCACAGCCCACUACCCAGGCACCGGACACCGAAUGUGCCAACAACAGGCUGUUUGUGGCUCAUCCAACUGACUGUUCAAAAUAUUACAGAUGCGUUUUCGGAAGGCGAAGUGCAACUCCAAUGUCAUGUGCACCUGGUCUCGCCUUUAACCAAGCCAUUAGCAAUUGCGAUUUUAUCGCCAACGUCCCCGGAUGCUAGAAAGCACGAAGGUUGUUUCAGUAGAAUAUUUCUUUUUGAAAAUUUAUUUUAAUUAAAGGAAUAAAGAGGCACAAUAUUUAACUAUUA